AUGAAGAUCGUUGUGUAUGAAAAGCCGACCGGUGUGAUGAAAAUUGUAGAGGAGCAUUAUGAAAAUUCAAGAUCCAUUUUGAAUAGAUACACAGUAGACCAACUAAAAAAUUGGAAAUCUCUAGAUUUAUACUUUAUAUUGGGUAUUGAUUCUUUAAGAAAUGCUGAGAUAUCUCAGAAAUUAUUGAAGAAUCAAUACCGAAAGCAGACAUUAAAGUACCAUCCAGAUAAAGGACGCUCGUAUAAUGAAGCAUUUAUAGCAAUACAAAAAGCAUACAAGACACUUAGUAACGAGGUAACAAAAAGGAGAUAUGAUUCUGUCUUUUUUGAUGAGAGUAUACCAAAGGAUAGAAUUUACGAUGAGAUUGAGUUUUUUAGGAUUUUUGGUCCUGUAUUUAAAAGGAACUCAAAGUUUAGUGUUAAGGGACCGAUACCACACUUAGGAGACAUGAACAGUACGUUAGAAGAGAUAGAGGAUUUUUAUAAAUUCUGGAGAUCCUUCGAGUCGUGGAGGUCCUUUGAGUUUUUGGACGAAGAAGAUACGGAGGGGUUAUCUAGGAGUGAUAAGAGGUAUGUUGAGAAGAAGAAUAAGAACAGGAAGGAUAAGUUAAAGAGAGAGGAUACUCUUAGGAUCAAAGCACUUGUUGAGAUGAGUAUUAAGAGGGAUCCUAGACUUUCAAAAUCCAAAAAAAGUGGUUCUAAGCAAGAAGGAUCUCUGAAGAUGGAUCCAAAGCUUCUAUCUAACCGAUGGAAUGAGGAGGAUAUCCAGAGAUUGAUAGGACUUAUGGAUAAGAUCAAGGUAACUCAUAGGAAUAGAUGGAUUGAGAUUUCUAGAAACUUCAAUUUGGGGAGGGAUGAAAAGAAAGAACCAAAAGAGAUAUUAAUAAAGUGCAAUGAGAUUGGAAGGAUUUACUCAAAGAAAUAA
Molecule: messenger RNA, 924 nt
Organism: Nylanderia fulva
Lineage: Eukaryota; Metazoa; Arthropoda; Insecta; Hymenoptera; Formicidae
Source: RefSeq, a predicted model, not a curated record